Morone saxatilis (striped sea-bass) is the source of this 3485-nucleotide messenger RNA. RefSeq names its product myosin IHb (gene myo1hb). Gene Ontology annotation, molecular function: ATP binding; microfilament motor activity; actin filament binding. Gene Ontology annotation, biological process: vesicle transport along actin filament; actin filament organization. Gene Ontology annotation, cellular component: cytoplasm; plasma membrane; vesicle. The record is from RefSeq and is a predicted model, not a curated record. Bases 18 to 3092 code for a protein of 1024 amino acids. The transcript is spliced from 31 exons. NCBI's taxonomy places the organism in Eukaryota, Metazoa, Chordata, Actinopteri, Moronidae.
ACCAGAUCCUGAGGAACAUGGAAGCCUCCCUGACAGCUCGGGAUCGCGUGGGCAUCCAGGAUUUUGUUCUACUAGACGCCUACACAAGUGAGAGUGCCUUCCUGGACAACCUGAGGAAACGCUUCCAUGAGAAUCUCAUUUACACUUACAUUGGGACUCUCUUGGUGUCGGUCAACCCAUACAAAGAGUUAGAUAUCUACAGUAAGAAGCAAAUGGAUACCUACAUGGGUGUAAACUUUUUUGAGCUGCCACCUCAUAUUUACGCGCUGGCAGACAACGUCUUCCGUACCAUGCAGUCUGAGUUCAACAACCACUUCAUUCUGAUCUCAGGGGAGAGCGGGGCCGGCAAGACUGAGGCUUCCAAAAAAAUCCUGCAAUUCUACGCUGUCAGCUGUCCGAGUACUAAACUCCUGAACAACGUCCGGGACAGGCUGCUUCUUUCCAAUCCAGUGCUUGAGGCUUUCGGAAAUGCCAAAACCCUGAAGAAUGACAACUCAAGCCGCUUUGGGAAAUACAUGGACAUCCAGUUCGACCACCAGGGUGGUGCAGUUGGUGGUCACAUCCUGAGUUACCUGCUGGAGAAGUCCCGUGUGGUCCACCAGAACCACGGAGAGAGAAACUUCCACAUCUUCUAUCAGCUGGUGGAGGGAGGAGAGGAAGAUCUGCUCCGAUGGCUCGGCCUGGAGAGAAACUGCCAGCACUACAGUUACUUGGUGCAGGGGGGUUGUGCCAAAGUUAGCUCUAUCAAUGAUAAAAGUGACUGGAGGAUGGUGCAGAAAGCCCUCUCCGUGAUAGAGUUCAACGAGAGUGAUAUUGAGCACCUGUUUGGAAUAAUUGCUAGUGUGCUCCAUCUGGGAAACAUCAAGUUUGUAGCAGAUGUUCGAGGAUACGCCUCUCUCAACAACAACCAGGAGAUGCACUGGGUGUCAAAGCUGCUGGGGAUUCCUGCUCAGGUGCUACAACAAGGCCUAACCCAUAGGAAGAUUGAAGCCAAAGCAGAGGAGGUGUUAAGUCCCUUCUCUGUGGACCAUGCAGUAUAUGCCAGAGAUGCCCUUGCCAAAGCCAUCUAUGGCCGCACUUUCAACUGGCUAGUCAACAAGAUCAAUGAAUCUCUAGCAAACAAGGAUUCCUCCAGGAAAACAGUAAUUGGUCUCUUGGACAUCUAUGGUUUCGAGGUUUUCAACGUGAACAGCUUUGAGCAGUUUUGCAUCAACUACUGCAACGAGAAGCUGCAGCAGCUUUUCAUCCAGCUGACCCUGAAGUCAGAGCAGGAGGAGUACGAGAUGGAAGGGAUUGAAUGGGAACCAGUGCCAUAUUUCAACAACAAGAUCAUCUGUGAUCUUGUGGAGGAGAAACACAGAGGAAUCAUCUCUUUAUUGGACGAGGAAUGUUUACGUCCAGGAGAGGCCACAGAUCUCACACUACUGGAGAAGAUGGAGGAAACGAUCGGUGGUCACCCUCAUUUUGUCACACAUAAACUUGCAGACCAGAAGACGAGGAAAACACUGGAAAGAGGAGACUUUCGCCUCUUGCACUAUGCUGGGGAGGUUACAUACUGUGUUAUUGGAUUCUUGGACAAAAACAAUGAUCUCUUGUAUCGAAAUGGGAAAGAGGUCAUGCGACAGUCCAAGAAUGCUAUUAUCAAACACUGUUUUCCUUCUACUGAACCGGACAGCAAAAGGAGGCCUGAAACUGUUGUGACUCAGUUCAAGAGCAGCCUGGUGGGCUUGACUGAGAUCUUAAUGUCCAAAGAGCCCUGGUACGUUCGCUGCAUUAAACCCAAUGAAGCCAAGCAGCCAGGACGCUUUGAUGAUGUGCUGGUGAGACAUCAGGUGAAGUACCUGGGGCUCAUGGAGCACCUGAGGGUCAGACGUGCCGGGUUUGCUUACCGGCGCAAAUACGACAUCUUUCUCCAGAGGUAUAAACCUCUCUGUCCAGACACCUGGCCCAACUGGAAAGGUACGGCAGCAGAAGGUGUGCGCUGCUUGAUCAAACAUCUGGGCUACAAACCUGAUGAGUACAAGAUGGGCAGGACAAAAAUUUUCAUCCGACACCCUAGAACUCUGUUUGCAACAGAAGACGCCUUUCAGGUCUGCAAACAUAAGCUAGCAACAAGGAUUCAGGCCAAGUACAAAGGCUACAGAGUGAAAGGAGACUACCAGAAACAGAGAGAUGCUGCCACCAAGAUUGAGAACUGCUGGAGAGGUAUAAUGGCCAGAAAGGAGCGUGAAAAGAGGGCAUGGGCUGUCAAGGUCAUCAAGAAGUUCAUUAAAGGUUUCAUAACCAGAAAUCAGCCAGCCUGCAAUGACAACAGUGAGUACCUGGCGUAUGUGAGGCAGAACUACCUCACACGGCUGAGGGAAAACCUUCCCAAAACAGUCCUGGAGAAAGACUCCUGGCUCACCCCUCCACCUAUAAUGAAGGAGGCUUCCCAGCUCUUGAAGAAGCUCUACAUUCGCCACAUGGUAGGGAAGUACGUACGAGGAAUCACUCCACAGAGGAAAGCACAGCUUGUGUUAAAAGCACAGACGAGCUCCAUGUUCAAAGGAAAGAAAGAAAACUACCCCUUCAGUGUGUGCAGACCGUUUGUGGACACCAGGAUAGGUGCAGAAGAUAUAAACAUCAAAGUGCUUCAGAUGAUUCAGCAUGAGCACAUCAAGUACAGCGUGCCAGUGGUGAAGUAUGACAGGAACGGAUUUAGGCCUCGUCUCCGGCAGCUCAUCUUCACUCAGGAAGCUGCCUACCUUGUGGAGGAAGCCAAGACUAAGCAGCGGAUAGAUUACAUCUCUCUGAAAGGUGUGUCGGUCAGCAACCUGAGUGACAACUUUCUGAUCCUUCAUGUUACAUGUGAUGACAUCAAGCAAAAGGGGGAUCUGGUUCUGCAGUGUGACUACCUGUUUGAGGCCCUGACUAAGCUCAGUGUUAUUGCCAACAAGCAGAACUACAUCAAAGUGGUUCAGGGCAGUGUGCGAUUUGACAUCCAGCCCGGCAGAGAGGGGUUUGUGGACUUCAAAAGUGGCCAGGAGUCCAUGGUCUACAGGGCAAAGAAUGGCCAUUUGAUGGUGGAAUCUACAAGAACCAAGUCCAGAUGAUGUUGCCAGAUGAUUUGGGAUGAUGUUGCUGUAACAGCCAUGUUUGUUCAGUAAUACUGCUCCAUGGUUGUUGCCAAUUGUGUUCUAUUGUGUUCUAUGUCAGCUGAUUUUUACGUUUUGCAUCUUUAUGAUAAUGUCAUUCAAUUAUGUAUUAUGAAAAUAUUACACAAGUACUGCCAAUAUUUUAGUUUAGUAGAAAGCAGAUGACAAACUCAAAAUAGAACCCAGCCACAAUAUCAGUGGGUCUGCUUGUUCCUAAUAUCUAAAGUUCAAACCAUCUAAUUCAUGGAGAUAAACCAUCCAUAAUAACAAUAGAAGCACUUGUAAUCUUUAUUUUGUAUUUAACGCAUUUGAAUUUCUGUCUACAUGAUAACAGUAGAUACAAAUAUUACA